This is a messenger RNA of Camellia sinensis, 1053 nucleotides long. RefSeq lists its product as uncharacterized. Gene Ontology annotation, molecular function: zinc ion binding. Lineage: Eukaryota; Viridiplantae; Streptophyta; Magnoliopsida; Ericales; Theaceae. The record is from RefSeq and is a predicted model, not a curated record.
AUGAAUGUGAGAACGAAUCUGGGAAGUGUGUUUGAAUUAGAUGUGGAUGAAAGUAGUGCGUGUUUUUGGAGGUUGUUUGUGGCAUUUCAUAAAUGUUUGUAUGGCUUUCAAUUUUGUCGUCCGUUGUUGUUUGUUUAUGGUACAUUCUUGAAGGGGCGUUACAAGGGGCGUUUGCUUGCAACAAUAUCAAAGGAUGGUAAUCAAGGUCUGUUUCCUUUGGCUUUUUCGAUUGUUGACGCUGAAAAUCAAGAUAAUUGGAUGUGGUUCUUAAUUAAAUGUGCUUAUGCGCCAACGGUUGCUUCUUUCCAACAUUAUAUGGAGAAAUUGAGGCGUAUUGCUGGGAAUGGUAGAGUUGAUAGUAUGUUGGAUGGUUUUCAAAAUGAGAAGUGGGCGAAUGCAUUUUUUAGAGGGAAACGAUAUGGUGAGAUGUCAUCUAAUCCUGCCGAGUCUUAUAAUAAUUGGAUUGGUGGGGCCCGUGAGUUGUCUAUUACUUGUAUGGUUGAUAUGAUUAGGGUUCAAAUCAUGACUCAAUUGUCUAAUAGAAGAGCUGAAUCUAAAAGAUGGACUACGAAAUUGUGUCCAGUUAUGGAAAAGAAGUUGGUGGACUCUUUGAAGCUAGCUAAGUCUUGGGAUGUGAUUGUUGCUAGUGAUACUGUGCUUGACGUUCAUUCUUCUAAUUCUUUUUAUGUUGAUAUUAGUAGACAGACUUAUUCUUGCCAUGAAUGGAAAUUGAAUGGUUUUCCUUGUUGUCAUGUUGUGUAUGCUUUGCGUAGUAGGGGUAGAGAUGUGUAUGAUUUUAUUGAUCUCUUUUUUCAUAUAGAUUGUUUUAGAGAGUCAUACAAGGAAUCUGUUUAUCCAGUGCCUUCAAGUGAGAGAUUUGACUUUGAUGGUGCCAGUAGUUCGAUUAUCAAACCUCCUAUAACGAAGAAGCAGCCCGGGCGGAACAAGAAGAAGAGGAUACCUUCUAGGGGUGAGAAUGUAAAGCAAAUCAAGUGUGGGAGGUGCUUGAAAUAUGGGAAUCACAAUAAGAAGAUGUGCAAGGCUACUAUUUGA